UGGCGCAGUAAUAUGAGCGCGCAUUUGAUUCAUUUAAUGUAAAAGUGAGAAUUUUUGAGACAUACAUUUACAUUUAGAAUCAUGGAGAGAUCCCUGAAUCCUUUCGAGCCCCAGUUCGCCAGAAUCCACUCGGGGGAGCUUCGUCUGCGGGCCCCAAAGGAAGCUAGCAGCCUGCCCAUGCUUCCUUUGAAGCCCGCACUGGACGGCUGGACUGUUAUGAGGAAUGCUAGAGAACGUGUGGAGGUCCUCGGUGGUCCCGCAGCUGUGAGGAAUUACAAAAAUGUGCUGUCCCAGCACAUCCUGCAGUUCGGGAAGUACCGGGGACAGACGUUCAAGUGGGUCCUGGAGAAUGAUCUCGGGUGGGUUACUGGCGUACUGGCUACAGUCGCGUGUGCUGGCGAGAAGGAGGAGGGUACCCCCCUGUCGCAGAACAAGUUCCGUCUCCUGCAGUACGUGAAGAUGUACCCCAUGGUCCACGAGAUCCUGAAGGAGAAGGAGGCGAAGCGAAGGGUGGAGAAGUCUCUGGAGGAUGCCAAGCCGAGGAAGGUAAGUAUGCCGGCGACAGCGACCCGACCGUCCCAGGAGCCUCAUCUGAAGACCGACGUGAUGGAGGACCGAGACCUGGCUGCCGCAGUACGGGAGAUCGAGACCAUGGAGAUCCUCUCGGGUGCACGGUUCCUGCGUACCUGGAAACAGGUCCUGGACCCGUGUGACCUGAAGUGGAUCUCCAAGGCCCUCUUCCGCGUCAACCAGCAGGGAAAGCCAGAGAUGUGUUUUGACGUCAUCGACCACAUGUGGUACCACCCCCCUAGCCCCCCAUUGGUGUGCACGCAGCCGCCCAUUGCUGACAGGUACUUUGCCAGGCCCAUCUUUCUAUGGAUGCCUAAGAGACUGUGGGCUGUGAGGCUGGUUUGUCCGGACUUCAAGUGCCAGAAACAGGAGCUAAUUUCCUCUGGCAUCUACCGGACCCUGCGGAGAGUGUUGGCCAUGUCUGGCUUCUACUAUCUGGCUGCUGAGUACUUGGAGUGCACCAGAUGCAAGAAGAAGUUGAGCAGCUGGAACGAGGAGAUAGUGAGCCAGCUCGACGUGGGACACCGCCUCCAGUUUCCCUGCAUCUUGACCAGAAUGAUGGCUUGCGACAUGGAAGUGGUGAAGAUGCUGAGACAGCGGGGACUGGGGAACAGUGUCGCCAGACUCCGGCAGAACCUCUCGGAACUCCACGGCGAGGAGAUGCUCAGGAGGACGGCACACUACCUCAGCGACUGCCAGGCCUUCACCAGCGCCCAGAAGAAGGGACUCUUGGCUGUGGCCCAGUUUUCUCCCCCGCCCACGCCCCGGAAGAUCCCGUCCUGCCAGUGGCUUUCCUCCGUCUUCUGUCGAGACGUGAUGUCCAGACUGGAGGAAGUCAAGGCUUCCAUCACCAGCGUCUACGGGAGGAUCCUGAAAGUGGACUCCACCAAGAAAGUGGUGAGGAAGCUGCAGGGGACGGCUGCCGACACUGCCGCGUGGGCCACCAACGUGGGGAACGAACACGGCCAGGUGUUGAUGUCUGUCGUCACUGCUGGAGAGGGAGCUGGACUGGACGCCAUGUUCGACGGACUCCAGAGGAGGUACAGCGAGGCCAGAGUCAACCCACCUGAGGUUGUCUACGUGGAUCGUGACUGCUGUGGCACGAACUACGUAGGCAAGAAGUUUGAGCAGUGGUUCGCCACUCAGGUGAGGCUGGACAUCUGGCAUUUCAUGAGGAGGAUUGCGAGUGCUUGUACCACGGAAUAAUCGCACCCCCUGUACCCCCAGUUCAUGCGUCGUCUGUCCGGCUGCAUCUUCCAGUGGGACGAUGAGGACCUGACCGCCCUGAAGGAGGCAAAGCAGACUCAGGCCGCAGAGGAGGGUGUCAGCAUCCAAGGUCGAGAGCAGGAGUGGAUGACCAAGAG
This is a messenger RNA of Ostrea edulis (European flat oyster), 1934 nucleotides long. RefSeq lists its product as uncharacterized. The record is from RefSeq and is a predicted model, not a curated record. The transcript is spliced from 6 exons. NCBI's taxonomy places the organism in Eukaryota, Metazoa, Mollusca, Bivalvia, Ostreida, Ostreidae. Bases 82 to 1776 code for a protein of 564 amino acids.